Molecule: messenger RNA, 1746 nt
Organism: Moesziomyces aphidis
Lineage: Eukaryota; Fungi; Basidiomycota; Ustilaginomycetes; Ustilaginales; Ustilaginaceae
Source: the annotation of a GenBank genome assembly
AUGCCGGUACAAGACUCGCACGCCUUUGGCGGCGCUGGCUAUUCGAAUGGUCACGCGAACGGACAUGCGAACGGCGCCAACGGUCACGCCGUCAACGGGCAUGCAAACGGAGCUUACACCCAGGCCGCCGCCUCGACGUCCACAGGCAGGCCCAAUAUCCUUUUCGUCAUGGCCGAUCAGCUCGCGGCUCCCCAGCUGCGCAUGUACAAUGAAAACUCGCAGAUCCUCACGCCCAAUCUCGACCGCCUCGCUCGCGACGCAGUCGUGCUCGACUCGGCCUACUGCAACUCGCCCCUAUGCGCCCCUUCGCGCAUGGCUCUCGUCACCGGUCAGCUCCCAUCCAAGAUCGGCUCGUACGACAAUGCCGCCUCCAUCAGCUCGGACCUCCCCACCUACGCCCACUACCUCCGCUCCGCCGGAUACGAGACCGUCCUUGCCGGCAAGAUGCACUUUAUCGGCGAUCAGCUCCACGGCUUUGAGAAGCGCCUCACCGCCGACAUCUAUCCCGGCGACUACGGAUGGGCUGUCAACUGGGACGAGCCCGACCGAAGGCUCGAGUGGUACCACAACGCCUCCAGCAUCCUCCAGGCUGGUCCCUGCGUCCGUUCAAACCAGAUGGACUACGACGAAGAGGUCCUCUACAAGUCGAACCAGUAUCUCUUCGAUUACGCCCGCCGUAGCGGCGGCGCAAGCUCGGCACGUCCAUUUGCGCUGACGGUCAGCUUCACCCACCCACACGACCCGUACACCAUCGAGGAAGAGUUCUGGAAUCUGUACGAAGGCGUCGAUAUCAACAUGCCCGAAGUCGAGAUCCACCCAGACAGACAGGACCCGCACUCGAAGCGCCUCCGCCACGUUUGCGACCUCGACGGCAGGCAAUUCACCCCAGAGCAGAUCAAGCGAGCCAAGCGCGCUUACUACGGCUCCGUCUCAUACGUCGACGCAAAGGUCGGCCAGCUGCUAGCCACGCUCGACAAGUGCGGCCUGCGCGACAACACCAUCAUCGUCUUUAGCGGAGACCACGGAGACAUGCUGGGCGAGCGUUCGCUCUGGUACAAGAUGAGCUACUUUGAGAGCUCGGUCCGUGUGCCGCUCCUCUUCAACUAUCCCAAGAUGUUUUCGCCCCGCCGUGUCAAGGCCAACGUCUCCACCAUGGACCUCCUGCCGACCUUUUGCGACAUUGUCGGCAUCCCGCUCCAACAGCAGCUGCCCCUCGACGGCAUCAGCAUGCUCCCGCAUCUGCUCGGACGCACGGGUCACGACACCGUCAUCGCCGAAUACAUGGGAGAGGGGACCGUGGCGCCACUGUGCAUGAUUCGACGUGGUCCUUGGAAGUACAUCACAUGCCCCGCCGACCCUCCGCAGCUCUUCAAUCUGGCUCAUGAUCCCAAGGAACUGGUCAAUCUGGCCUCCGAUCGCGAUGCGCUCGACGAAGCGACCCGAAAGGUACUCGACGACUUUGAGCUCGAGGCGCUCAAGCGCUGGGAUAUGGCAAAGAUCACCGAAGACGUCCUCUUAGUCCAGCGACGCAGGCGCUUCGUCUUCUCCAGCCUCAAGCAGGGCGCAUGGACCUCUUGGGACUAUCAGGUCCCCAACGACACUCAGAACAUGUACAUCCGCUCUCACAUGGAUCUGGAUGAUCUCGAGCGCAUGGCGCGCUAUCCGCCGGUUGACGAGUACGGCAACGUCAUCUCCGCCUCCGACUUUGUUGGCCCUCCGUCCUUCACAAAGGGUCAACAAGUUUGA